GUCUCAAGACAAACACCAAUACCUCUAAGACAGUCCAGUCACAACCACCGACAUCAGUCUAUCGCAAUAAUGCAUUCGCAGACAGUAUGAUGAAGAAAAAUGCGCUUGACUUGUUGGAAUUUCAAAAAAAAAGUGUCGACAUUAACGACUUACCACAGUGCUGUCAAAAAAAGUUGCAAGAUAGUAACCUGGAGAAGGAGGUUCUGAAACAACAAUUGGAAGAAGUUCGAUCAGCUUCUUUAGAUCUGGAGAAUCAAUUGAGAGAAACACAAGACAAUUCAAAGAGGGUUCGAACUCUCAAUGAAGAAUGGCAAGAAAUGGCCAUGAUGAAGUGUGAUUUGAUUCAUGCCAUGUUCACUGAAAUAAGGUCAUCUUUCAAAGAACAAGGUGGAGACGAACCGAAUGCUCCAGUGAGUAAAGUAACUAAUAAUCAUAUACAUCUUGGCCGUGGAGUUUAGAUACCACAUGAUGUAUAUUCCCUAGCAUUUUAUGAGGUAAACAUGAAAACUAAAAAAACAUUCGUACGGAAAAUGUUGGUAGGUUUGUUCGGCUAAGAUUUGCUCGCAGAGAGCACUGUUACUGGACGUCCAAGUAACAGAAAUAAAGGCAAACAGGCCCCGGUAAAGCAUUUGAAACCGAA
Molecule: messenger RNA, 640 nt
Organism: Belonocnema kinseyi
Lineage: Eukaryota; Metazoa; Arthropoda; Insecta; Hymenoptera; Cynipidae
Exons: 4
Coding region: 87-458 (123 amino acids)
Source: RefSeq, a predicted model, not a curated record